GGCGCCAGCCCCUUUAAGGGCGGCCGGGAGCCGCUCCGCCCGCUCAUUUCCUAGCGCACAGGAAGUGGGGCCGCAGCUCGGCGGCGGGGCCCGCGGGCUGUUUUCCUGUACAACAAGCCUUCUACAGCAUUUUCUUUUGAAGACUACCAAAUGUUGGAAGCUUUAUUGAUGUUUCUUGCAGCAUCUGUUGCUUCAUCAGACUGAAAGGUUCUGUCUUCAAUUUGCUGACUCAAACCACAGAUUCCAAGGAGAGGAGGGAGAAGUGGAAUAAAAUACUGAAGUGCCAGAGGAAAAUGUCAGACUAGCCAAUGACAAUUACUGUUACUAAACAGUAGACUGCUCUCACAGUGGGAAAAUGAAAUGCUGUCAAUUCCAAGUUUAUAAAAAUGACUUUUGCAGACUUUCCUCACUGAAUUUCAAGUAGGCUUGAAAUCCUUUAAGUGUUUCUGUUAGGAAAUGGGAAUAUGAUUCCUUGCUGGUGUCUUCCUUUCCCCCCCCCUUUUGCCUUUUUUUAUCUGGGGUAGGAAAUCAUGAACAAAUUCUAUGGAGUCAACCAAACAUACUGUUGAUGGUCAUGGCUGAUGCAGGAACUUCAGAUUUAUCUCUCCAAUGACACCUGAUUAAGGAAGAGGUUGAAAAUUGCUCAUUUGCUACUUUGUCAGAGCUUACAGUAACAAUUAAGGUCAUGCUUUCUUCCAUUUCCUGAGAUGUGAAUUCUGAGGUUAUGUUCCCAAAAAGGCAUGAGCAAAUAACUUAUGGUUUUUGUUUGGAAACAGAAAUAAUACGAGAAUGCCCAGAAGAGGUUUAGUAAUUCAAGCCAGGACUCGCUGGCUGUUAGUGGGCCUUGCCUUUCUAUUCAGUUUAGUUUUGCUUAUGUAUUUGCUCGAGUGUACCCCACAAACAGAUAAUAAUGGAUCUCUACCUGGCAUUAUAGGUGAGAACAUGGGUAAAGAGUACUAUCAAGCUCUCUUGCAGGAACAAGAAGAGCAUUACCAAAACAGAGCUACCAGUCUGAAACGUCAGAUUGCCCAGUUAAAGCAAGAGCUUCAGGAGAUGAGUGAUAAAUUGAAAACCCUGCAGGAAAAAAAGAGCCCCAAGGUCAAUGGUAUGAACUACCAGGGCACCAAAGAACAAACAUCAAACGAUCUCCUCGAGUUUCUUCAUUCCCAGAUCGACAAAGCUGAGGUGAGCAUGGGGGCCAAACUGCCUAGUGAAUAUGGCGUCGUUCCUUUUGAAAGCUUUACGUCCAUGAAAGUAUUCCAGUUGGAGAUGGGGCUCACUCGGCAUCCAGAAGAGAAACCUGUUAGAAAGGAUAAACGAGAUGAAUUGGUGGAAGUCAUUGAGGCUGGCCUAGAAGUUAUCAAUAAUCCAGAUGAAGAAGAUGGUCAAGAAGAAGAUGAUGGAGUAGGAGAGAGGCAGCUGUAUAGCGAAAAUGAUUUUGUAGAAGGUUACUAUCGUACAGAAAGAGAUAAGGGGACACAGUAUGAGCUGUUUUAUAAGAAGAUGGAUGGCAUGGAAUACAGACAUGUCACGUUGUUCCGACCUUUUGGACCCCUCAUGAAAGUGAAGAGUGAAACGGUUGAUAUUUCUAGAUCAAUCAUAAACAUUAUUGUACCUCUUGCUGGAAGAACUGAGGCAUUUGCACAAUUUAUGCAAAACUUCAGGGAUGUAUGUAUUCAUCAGGAUAAGCGUAUCCACCUCACAGUGGUGUAUUUUGGACAAGAUGGCUUAUCAGAAGUGAAAAACAUCCUGGAGUCUGUAGCUAGAGAAACUAACUUCCACAAUUACACACUCGUCUCUUUAAAUGAGGAAUUUAACCGUGGCCGGGGACUUGACAUGGGUGCCAGAGCCUGGGAAAAAGGAGAGGUCCUGAUGUUCUUCUGUGAUGUUGAUGUUUAUUUCACAGCUGAGUUCCUCAACAGUUGUCGCUUAAAUGCUGAGCCUGGGAAAAAGGUUUUUUAUCCGGUGGUAUUCAGCCUCUAUAAUCCUGCUAUUGUCUAUGCCAACCAAGAUAUACCACCCCCUGUAGAACAACAGUUGGUACACAAAAAGGAUUCUGGUUUCUGGAGGGAUUUUGGCUUUGGGAUGACUUGUCAAUACCGGACAGACUUUCUGACUGUUGGGGGUUUUGACUUGGAAGUGAAAGGCUGGGGCGGUGAGGAUGUUCACCUUUACAGAAAGUACUUGCAUGGUGACCUUAUUGUGAUCAGGACACCAGUCCCCGGUCUGUUUCACCUCUGGCACGAGAAACAUUGUGCAGAUGAACUCACUCCAGAGCAGUAUCGCAUGUGUAUCCAGUCCAAAGCCAUGAAUGAAGCCUCUCACUCGCACCUUGGGAUGCUGGUCUUCAGGGAGGAGAUUGAGACUCACCUCCGUAAACAGGCUUACAGGACUAACAGCGAAGCAGUGGGUUAAAUGGAGCCCUGUGACCGGGUGAAACUGAUGACUUCACGUUCACAAUGAACCAGCAUCAUUUUACAGCCUUAAUUCAGCUUAAAAAUGCAGUGCCUCUUUUUCAGUGAAGAAGAGUUUAGGGUUUCUUGGUUCUUGUAUUUGUUUUCUGAGUAACUCUUUGACUGAUAUGCUAUUACCUACAUACCUUGCAAGUUGAAGCACCUCAAAUAAGAAAUGGGAAAGCAUGUGUAGUUCAAGGAAAGUGUCUUCAGUGUCAAUUGGAGAGAUCAGUGGAAUGUACAACUCAACUCUUCUCCACAUGGUACAUUUUGAUUCUUAAAUUUACAUUAUUUUAAUUAAAUUAAAUAUUGUGCUGAGUAUUUUCAGUCUGUAUGGCUCACUGCACUGUGAUGUUAGAAGGCUAUUAUACUGACACUCCACUGUGGAAAUGAGGUGUGAAAAAGAAUCUUGCUGUAAAAGAUGUACAGGAUAUGCUAACUGGUACACUGUCUGUUCAGGCUGACUUCACAGCAAUAGCUUGAUGCAUUUGCUGUAUUAACAGACAUGCGCGUUGUUGAAUACAAAGAAAUUCAUGUGCAAGGGCAGAGGAAUGAUAGUCUUAAAUGGAAUUUUAGAGCAUUUAAUAUAAUUUCACACUGCAAAAGACACCACCGCCUUAUCUUGGUGACGGAUCAAAGAAGUUGGGAAUGUUCCAGUUGGGCAUUUCUGGAUGUAGUCUUUUCCCAUAGUACAUACCACAUCAUAGAAUCCCUUCUAUGAACUGAGCUAUGCUAUUAAACUUUUUUGUUUAAGGAUUUUUGGCCACACUCCUUAUUCAGAGGCCCUGCUUGUGCAUCUCAGCCUUUAAGCUGAGGAACCACCAUUUCAUUGCCAUGUGAAUUUAUUAGAGACCCAUUUGCUGUUAUGCCAGUGUUGUCCCUUUCUUUCCCUCUGUCAUUUUCCUGACGUGUUUUUGGAAGCAAGUCACAUACUCUUAGCUGUUUCACAGACUGGAAAAGCAAGUGCUGUUACAGUCUUCACAGGAUACUUUCUGUUCUACUGAUUUAUCCCAGUAGCCUUAUUCUUCACUCUUUCAAUUGUGUUUUUGUUUUCUUUUUUUUGGGGGGGGGAGGGAGUGGAAGGGGUCAAGCAUGCAUGAACAGAAUAAUGCUGCAGUCUCAUGAGUGUCUUGUACAAUGGCACUACUACUUCCCUACUUCCCUUUUGGGUGUUCUGGGAUGCAUAAGCAGUUUAAAUGCAGGCAGGUCACUUCUCUCCAUGUUGUCUUACAUGCUACCAUAUGGCAUGCCUCAUUUUUAAUACAUUUGUUUUUAAAAUUAAUGCUGAGAAUGCUAAUUCAGUGGUUAUACCAUUUGCAUGGUCUCCACAAAAUUUAGAAACUAGGCCAAAACCCUUCUCAAACCUUUUCAAACCAGGUAAUUAAGUUUUGUUAAUGAAUUCAGUUUGCUUCAAGAAUUCUGAAGGCAAUUAAAAAUUUAAAUGGUUGAUUUUUCGGAAUAGCAGAUAUGCUGUGCAAAUAGUUCCGGGCACUGAUCCUUUUAUAUGUACAUAAAAUUUGCCUUUAUGUAACUUAUUGUGGAGAACAGUUUCCUGUAUUGUACUUAGAGUGAAGAGAAUGCAUUGCAAGACUUCUUGCAACUGAUUCUCUGCAUAAUAAAUGGAAUAUCUGCAUUUUA
Messenger RNA from Oxyura jamaicensis (ruddy duck), 4091 nucleotides. RefSeq names its product chondroitin sulfate N-acetylgalactosaminyltransferase 2 (gene CSGALNACT2). The coding region runs from base 790 to 2415 and encodes 541 amino acids. The record is from RefSeq and is a predicted model, not a curated record. Lineage: Eukaryota; Metazoa; Chordata; Aves; Anseriformes; Anatidae. Gene Ontology annotation, cellular component: Golgi cisterna membrane. Gene Ontology annotation, molecular function: glucuronosyl-N-acetylgalactosaminyl-proteoglycan 4-beta-N-acetylgalactosaminyltransferase activity. The transcript has 9 exons.